This is a messenger RNA of Nicrophorus vespilloides, 692 nucleotides long. RefSeq lists its product as uncharacterized. The coding region runs from base 234 to 692 and encodes 152 amino acids. Lineage: Eukaryota; Metazoa; Arthropoda; Insecta; Coleoptera; Silphidae. The transcript is spliced from 2 exons. The record is from RefSeq and is a predicted model, not a curated record.
UGUAUUGACACGGUGUUUUGAGGUUUACUCGAAAGUCACUCCAAAUUACGCUCUCUUCCUUUUUUUCUCAGGUUUUUCUAAAGCAAGACAUCUGCUCGCAUGAAGGCAUCCGCACAUGAUUUAAGAAGCUCCACGUUCAUAACAGUCCGCGUGCCCAGGCACAAUUACGCAUCACGUCACGGUGUGUUUAGUAAAUAUUUAGACGGAAGAGGAAGAGAAGCCGAAAAUCUGUGAUGGUGAACAUAAGGACGCAGGUGAAGAAGCGCAGAACGAAACGGGACGGAGAUUGGUCCAUCAGAGCUCUAGCUAAGGGAGCGCUUAGGGAGGCUGUAGGUGGUUUGGGCGUCCGAAGGCAACCCGAUUUUCUCUCGCUCAACAGUCAGACGAAGACGCAGAGAGUCGGUGGACGGAGCGGAAGCAUCAGCAUCCCCGAGACCAUGGUGAUGAGCAGGAACGUGUUUCAGGCGCAGGGAUCGUCGUCGCCGAAGGUCCUGAAAUUGGGCGAGGGUAAAGAGGUGGUGUCGACGGAGCAGAAAGAGAAUAAGGUCGAAAAGGUUGAGAAGAUCGAGAAGCCCGACAGGAGGAGGAGAAGCAUGAGGGCCACUUCGACGGUGGGAAACGUUCCCAGGGAUUUGUACGAGGCGAGCAAAUCGAGGAAGAGCAUCAAGCAAGUGCCUUGGAAGAAAACCUAA